AUGUCAGGCCCAGGCCCAGGCUCAAGCUAUUACAUUGGACCCUUCGGCCGUAUGUUACCCACUGCAGAUGGCCCAUUCUCGGAGCAGCAGUCCGAGCAUCCAGCUAAUUUGCAAGAUUCUGAGGACCCUCCAUACCAACUUCCACCCCCGCGUGUACCGACCAGUUUACAAUUUGGGACAGACAUGUCUCUAAGGACAGACAAUUCCGACGGUAAAGACAUUGGAUCCCAGAAGCCCGAACAACUCCCAUCUUUGAGCCAAAUUUUCACCACCGAAGCGCCUCCUGGGUCACACUCUCAAGUAUACGCCCCUUUGACCCCUGGCACCGAACGCCGUGAAUCUACAUACAAUUUCCCCCAUCAUGACUUGAGAUUAUCUGCACAACGUUCCCAGUCCGCCAUGCAUGAUAGAGUGAAGGGCCGCCCCGAACCACUUCCUCCAUCCCACAAUACCAGCCUACCUUCGUUAUCUCAGGUGACUUUACAGAGUCACAGAGACUUGUCCCAUCACACGUCCACGAGAAGCGAUCCAUCCACUGCACCAUUCCCUCUUCCGUUGUCAUAUACCAGCGCAAACCCACACGAUCAAGGACCCGGCGGAGAGCCUUCAUCGUCUGAUAGCUCGGGCCGGGCAGCAAAGACACCAGUCCGACCUGCUGUGAUAGAUGAACGAGUGAUUGAGGGAGAAGGAUUAUGCUUCAUAUACGCCGAUGGAUCAUACUGCCCACAGACUAUCGACGGCACGCCCGUAAAUGCUAACUGGGGGGUCACCAAGGCCGGGAGGCCUAGGAAGCGGCUUGCACUGGCAUGUUUGACGUGCCGCGAGAAGAAGAUUAAAUGCAAUCCUGCCACUGAGGCUAUUUGUGAUCAAUGCCGGAAAUCUGGACGAGAAUGCCGGUUUGAAAGUGCACCUGAUCCCACCCAUAUCGCCUCGGAUAGUUCUCCGUCACUUUACAACGUCACUCGAGACUCGGCUAGUGUGACCUCUUAUUCUGGAGCCAAUGGACAAUCACCGGCUUCAGAGGGCUCGACUCUCACACCAUCGGCUCAAGAUGCCACGUAUGAAAGCAUGGCCGAUGCAGACAGAGCUCUAAGGUCCCGGUCCUACCGAUUCCCACCACCCUUCUCCAGUGCAGAUGACACCCUCGGACGAGCUUCGGCACAUAUCGAGAAUCGUCGUUCGCCCGAGUACUCUGAGAUUCUUGGGGAACUCAAAGAAAGCAACCUUAACGACCCACUGAUGACCUCUUGGUAUCUCGACCCGUACGAGAUCGACCCAGAGACGACUUUACAUUAUACUGAGUGCUUCUUUUUGCACGUGAACAACGUUCUGUACCACAUGUUCCCGCAUUCUCGAUUCCCUCUGUGGUUGAAAACGUGCCCUACCAAAUCUGCCGAAGACAAAAUGCUUCUUUAUUCCAUGAUGGCUCUCGGGUCUGUGUUUUCGAAUAAAUCGGACAAACUUGGAGCUAUGAAGCAAUAUGCUCGUAUAGCCCGCUUUGCCAUCAACAAAAGCCAGCAUAAACUCUCUUUGCAGCUGGCACAGAGUCAUAUAAUCAUGAGCCUUUGGUACUACGCUACGGGUUCGUUGGCCGGGUCUUGGGACUCGAUAGGGGCAGCGGGACGAGCGGUCUUUGGACUUCGCUACAAUGUGGAGUCCGGAGGCGUCGUCAACCAAACCCAGACGAAUGACUACGGGCUGCACCCACAAGCGUUGAUUGAGUGUCGUCGACGCACAUUUUGGAUCGCAUUCGUGCUUGAUCGCUUUUCAAGCCUCUACUCCGCUUCAUUGACUAGCAUCUCGUCGGAUGCGGCCUUGUUACGACUUCCCUGCAGGGAAGAAAUCUACGAAGCCCAACAAUACGCAACCGUGCCUUAUUUCCAAACCUUCCUCAACUACUCUGCGACUUCCCCAGAGAAUGAUCGCUCUACCCUCAGCGCGAUGGCUUUCAUGAUCGAGAUCAUGGCUGUGUGGGGGGAUGUUUCCUUACAUGUUACUCGUUUACCUCACAUUCCCCCUGAGGCGUACAAUCGACUUUCCGAGGAUUUCCAUGCUACCAUCGUUCAAAAGGCAAACCAUUGGAUCAACCGACUACCCGACUACUUAGCAUUCUCGUCCAUGAACAUGGAGCGGAAUAUCCGACAAAGAAAAGCAGACACUUUCAUCUCGAUCCACCUGUUCUACCACGCCAGUUUGAUGAAGCUAUACAGACACGCCCGAUACCAGACCCUACGACCCGAAAUUCUAGCUCAGUACAUUCAUAGAGCACGAUACCACGCCGUCGAGAUCAUUCGCAUAGCACUUGCUUUUGACCAAUAUUCCAAAGACAUCAAGUCAUCCCAACUCGCCACGGAGUCCUCUGCAUCUCAAAUAGCUCUCCUCAACCCAUUCCUGGGUUACCUCAUUCUCUCAGCCGUGGACGUUCUGGGAGCAGCUGGCUUGGCUUCUCAGUUACAGGAGUGCAUCUCGUAUACUCGAAGUGCACUGGACACAGUGCAGGAGCUGAGUCGAUACUGGGACAGCUCUUUGCAAUUGGUUGCGGUUCUCCAAAAACGUCUCGGGCUGAUGGUUGGCUGCCUGAAUGAGCGUAGUGUCAUCGAAGAGAAGCAGGGCUUCGCGUUGGAGGGACCAUCACUUGAAACCAAAGCUCACACUGGGGCUUUACUCUCACAUCCACCUUCUACCUUUGGCGAAGAUCUUUUCUCAGGCUCAAUGCCCAAAGACGUGCUUUUGAAUGCUUUGCGAGUUGACGAGACCCUCAUCUCAGUAAGCAACAUUGCUUGGAUCAGAGAUCCAUGA
Molecule: messenger RNA, 2799 nt
Organism: Penicillium salamii
Lineage: Eukaryota; Fungi; Ascomycota; Eurotiomycetes; Eurotiales; Aspergillaceae
Source: the annotation of a GenBank genome assembly